GACUAAUACAGGUUUUAACAGGAACACAUUGGCUUUUGGUUACUUUCUGUGAACCAAACUGCGUGAAUGGCAAACAUGGAAAUCAUACAGACAUUCAUAUUAAUACUUCUGCUUCCUCCUCAGAUCACUAUGUGGACAGAGUACCAGACAGUUAAUGUCCUGGCCUACACAAGGAUGAUGGAAAAUGGCACCAUAGACCAGGCAGUGGUUGUUUUGGUGAAUGAAGCCACAUUUGCAUACUUUGACCAGCCAAAAAAUACAUUUGUCUUGCGUCCCAGUGCAAGCGCCGGGUUCUCAGUUUUAGAAAACGGUGAUCAGUCGUUCUGCAUGAAUGAGGUGUUAGGAGGAUUUUAUCGACAAACUGAUUACCUGGAGAAACUUAAACAAGAAACAAAUUCAUCGAAAGCACUUUUGGAACGUCCUUCCGUCAAUGUGUAUACUAAAUUUACUGAAGAACAAGGAAAAGUAAAUGUCCUUUACUGCUAUGCCACUGGGUUUUACCCUGGUGACAUUGAAAUAAACUUUUAUCUAAAUAGCCAAAAGUCCACUGUGAAAGCAGAGACCUCUGACUUAAUGUAUGGGGAAGACUGGACCUUCAAAGUGUACAAGUAUAUGAAUAUCACCCCACAAUAUGGGGACGUGUACACAUGUGAAGUGAGACACAGUAGUUUGGCUGAACCUAAAAUGACAGAGUGGAGGCCUGAAUUUGCAGCAUCCACAUCACAUCCCUACUGGGCUUACGCACUACUUCUUGGCAUCCUGUUGGGAAUCAUGGUAUCUGUCCUGAUUUUAAGAAGAGAACAGCAUUCUCAAUUAUAAUGGGGGAAAACUGAACUGCAGUACAUUGUGGCUUAUAGAUGAGAACAGUAUCAUUUAUUUAGAUAGAAUCCAUUACAAUCUAUAAUUUAAUAUUUAUUCUGUAAAUCCAUGUUUGCCAAUUGUAUGCCUGGUUGUGUGUCUGAUUUUUAUUAAAAUGUACGCCUGUAUAUUCUUCUUCUUCUUAUUUUUUUUAUAAGGCACAUUUAAAACAAACGCUAAUUUAACUAAGGACUAAUCCUGGCUUAAUAAGCACAAUCAGGCCUUAGUGUUCUUUAGUCACUUUAAAAUAGUCUGUAUUUAUUGUCAAAGGCAUUUGUAGGCAUGGGGACAAGGGUGUCUGCUCCAGAAAAAUAAAUAAAUAAUAAAAUAAUAAACAAGG
This is a messenger RNA of Carassius auratus (goldfish), 1198 nucleotides long. Its product is annotated as rano class II histocompatibility antigen, A beta chain. Lineage: Eukaryota; Metazoa; Chordata; Actinopteri; Cypriniformes; Cyprinidae. The coding region runs from base 67 to 819 and encodes 250 amino acids. The record is from RefSeq and is a predicted model, not a curated record. The transcript has 4 exons.